AUGAGUGCUAUUCAAAAGCCAGAUAACUUGCAAUUUUACUGCCAACAACAACUGGAUUCGUGGGGGACUCAAGCCGACCUCGAUCCGUGCUCAGCUUUCCAUGAGAUUGCCUUUCAGAUGGUCAUGCGCCCUGCUUCCUUCGAUAUAGCCGACGAUCCAGCCCUUUUGUCGCGUCUAAAACCACUUGUCGAUCUUGUCGACUCAACUUCCAAUACGUCCGAAAGUUCAUGGCUACCCAAUAUCUCGUCCCUUUGCAAGAUCUCCGCUUCUGCGCGCAUAUACAGGAUCAUUCAGGCAGAGAUUCAGAAGAGGAGGAGCAGUGGAAGUCACAAGAGAGACACCCUCCAGCAGAUGCUGGAUGACGGAGAGAGUAGUUUUCACAUAUUCGGCCUCAUGCUAGGUCUUUCUCUAGCCGGAGCACGUGCCAUGGGAACUACAGUAACAUGGCUGAUCAUGUAUCUCGCCUCUGAUCCACACUGGUCUGCGGCUGUGCAGAAAGAGAUUGAAACUCUGAUAUCAGUACAUGCCGCCUCUCCCAGUCAAAUUCUGACCGAAACUCUCUCGUCAAUACCCCUGCAAGCCUGGGAAACCCAAACCCCUACACUGGAUCUCUGCAUCCGCGAAACCCUACGCAUCGCUCAGCCCUACACAGCCGUGCGAAAGAACGUUGGUCCAGAAUUAACAGUUGGACCUUACACCAUCCCUUCCGGGGCUUCAGUUGUCUAUCCAUUCUCAGACACAUCUAUCAACCCCAAUGAUUACCCCAAUCCAAUGCGCUGGGACCCCUCUCGGGAGUUCCGGGGGGAUUUUAUUGGCUGGGGCGCCGGGAAACACGCGUGCAAGGGCCAGAGACUCGGAACUCUAAGUAUGAAACUUUUGGUUGCUUCGGUCUUGAUGAGGUAUAGAAUAACCAUGGGGGUGCAAGCUCCGCCGGUUCCGGAUUGGAGUUCUGCAGCCUGUCGACCCAUGGAGAAGUGUGGAAUCAAGCUUACUGCUAAGUCAUCAUAG
This is a messenger RNA of Penicillium antarcticum, 1008 nucleotides long. RefSeq names its product cytochrome P450. NCBI's taxonomy places the organism in Eukaryota, Fungi, Ascomycota, Eurotiomycetes, Eurotiales, Aspergillaceae. Gene Ontology annotation, molecular function: oxidoreductase activity, acting on paired donors, with incorporation or reduction of molecular oxygen; iron ion binding; heme binding. Gene Ontology annotation, biological process: sterol metabolic process. The record is from RefSeq and is a predicted model, not a curated record. Bases 1 to 1008 code for a protein of 335 amino acids. The transcript is spliced from 5 exons.